CCGGCUCCAGAGGUAGAAGAAUGAGGCCGCCGGGCGGAGGCUGCGGGGAUCCCUGCUCCGCCAUCGUCCUUCUCCUGCCGCUCAUCGCCGCCGCCUGCCUGGCCACAGCAGAUGGUCUCUUUGUCACAGAUUACUUUACUCGAACUCCACGAAAGUUGAAUCCCUUCCGCUCGGUGGGUAACGUUGAACUUUUCCACUUCCACAUCCCAGAGGACACCGUCGUUGCCGUGUGGAAUCUCAUUACCUUCAAAGAGCAAGGCGGCACAUUUGGUGACAACUGUCCGGACCGCAGCGUCACAGU
Bufo gargarizans (Asiatic toad) is the source of this 301-nucleotide messenger RNA. RefSeq names its product post-GPI attachment to proteins factor 6-like. The annotation marks the transcript as partial. Lineage: Eukaryota; Metazoa; Chordata; Amphibia; Anura; Bufonidae. The transcript is spliced from 2 exons. The record is from RefSeq and is a predicted model, not a curated record. Gene Ontology annotation, cellular component: plasma membrane.